AUGAGUCUCGUGCGCGCGAACGCAGGGUCUUUGACGACGAGGAGUGGUUCAGAUCGAUCUUCUCGGCUUCCACAAAGAGGGAAGCUGUUCAAAACCAGGCGGAUUUCCUCGUCGAACGACUCGGCGGCCCCAAAUUGUACACCAAGAGGAAGGGCAAGCACUACCGGUUGAUCCACAGGCACUCGCCGUAUGACCUGAACCCGAAAUCAGCCGCGCGAUGGCUUGAGCACAUGGAGGCAGCGAUCGAUGCGAGCGAGGGGGUGGACGCAGAAUCGAAGAGACUGCUGAUGGCCUACUUCUCGCACAUGGCGUUCUUUUUGGUCGCGGGCAAGGAUAUGUCCAACCCCAGUAACCUGGUCGAUUACCACAACAAAAUGGCCGAAUCUUGCCCGAAGAUCUAGAAGUAACGUGGAUUUUGUGAUUUUGUAUGUAGCCCGUAAAUGGAUAACCCCCCGACCCCCCCGACCCCGAGCUCUUCUGUUGUAAGUAAGAUCAGAGAGGACCUGAGCGUCGGGGGUAUGUUUUACCUAGCAUGACCGUUUUCGGAAGUGGGCAGAGGGGAAAGUUCAAGUGGACGAUCGUCUCAUCAUAACCUUUUUCCAAACGUGUUAUCGCGCAACCAACGGCGUCGGUCGAGAAUUGGAGUGUGUGUGUGUAUAUUUUGUUGGCAUCGACCGCGCUUACCGAGCUCAGUAAUGAAUUUUUGUCAGUAUUGCAUGUCUGCGUGUGUUUUCGUUGACCUGUUUUGGGCGCCAGUCUACACCUGUUUUGCAUAUGUUUUGGGCAGCAGCUGGAGCCACACAGGAGGCCAGUCAACACUCAUCAGUAGUCAAAUCCUUCCUGCCCCGUCGGUACCUAACAUUCUUGUAAGUCAAAUGCCCCCAAUAGGGCUAUGAUAGUCUAAGGCUUUGCUGCCGAUCAGCGUUUUC
Ectocarpus siliculosus is the source of this 929-nucleotide messenger RNA. NCBI's taxonomy places the organism in Eukaryota, Phaeophyceae, Ectocarpales, Ectocarpaceae. The record is from the annotation of a GenBank genome assembly.